This is a messenger RNA of Cyprinodon tularosa, 741 nucleotides long. Its product is annotated as H-2 class II histocompatibility antigen, E-U alpha chain-like. The record is from RefSeq and is a predicted model, not a curated record. Gene Ontology annotation, biological process: antigen processing and presentation of exogenous peptide antigen via MHC class II; immunoglobulin production involved in immunoglobulin-mediated immune response; peptide antigen assembly with MHC class II protein complex. NCBI's taxonomy places the organism in Eukaryota, Metazoa, Chordata, Actinopteri, Cyprinodontiformes, Cyprinodontidae. The transcript has 3 exons. Gene Ontology annotation, cellular component: MHC class II protein complex; membrane. Gene Ontology annotation, molecular function: MHC class II protein complex binding.
UUGCAUGUACAGACACUGAAGGGGUCUACAUGAUUACACUGGAUGAUGAAGAAGUUUGGCACGCUGACUUUAUCCAACAAAAAGGAGUUGAUACCAUGCCGGACUUUGUCAGCCAUCCAAGCACUGAGGGAUUAUUUGAGCAAUCUUUAGGUCAACAAGAAGUCUGCAAAUAUAACCUAAAGAGGAUCCGUAAGGGUUUGAAGGACAUCCCUGAUGCAUUCGAUGCUCCCUCCGCCCUGGUCUACAGCGCUAACAGCGUGGAGCUGGGAGAGAAGAACAUCCUGGUCUGUCAUGUCUCUGGUUUCUAUCCUGCUCCUGUCAACGUCUCCUGGACCAAGAACGGCCAGAAGGUGACUGAAGGAACCAGCAUCAACGUUCCCUAUCCCAGUAAGGACAGCACCUUCACCCAGAUCUCCAGACUGGACUUCAUCCCUCAGCUGGGAGACGUCUACAGCUGCUCAGUGGAGCAUCCUGCCCUACAGGAACCAACAACCACAAUAUGGGGUGAGGAACCUUGAUCUCCCAGUAUUGGACCAGCUGUGUUCUGUGGCGUCGGUCUGACGGUGGGUCUUCUUGGUGUGACCAUUGGAACCUUCUUCCUGAUCAAAGGGAACGAGCUGAUUGGUCCAAGCUGAUGGGUCCAAAGACCUGCCGGUGUCCUGCUGUACCAGUGACAGGAUCAGGACCUAGUUGUGACCCUAACACUGCUCCCCCCAUGGUGGAUUCUUCUGUUACCUCCUC